AUGGAACCAGGGCUACCGUAUUCACUAUCAAAGGAGGCCAUUGAGAAGGAUCUGACAUCGGAAGCGCCACAAUGGAUCUUGUCCGCUUAUGGCCCCGGCAGGGAUGCUCCGGAACAGCUUUUCGGAGGCAACUUGCGCGAGCAGAGUUUUGAGGAGAUGAGACUCGUUCACAUGAUGGCUGAAGCCUCUGGGAAUCCUCAGCAAGCUCUCAAUCAAGCACAAGAGCUAUACCAGCAAGCCCAGCAACAAAUGAAGACGGCGGUGGGCAACCUUGACGGAGCUAUUCAGUUCAUCAUUUCCGCCGAGCAAACGCACCCCAACAGGAUAGACAUUUGCAAGCAAGGCACGUUGCCAGGCGGAACUACAGGGGAGUUUGCGGUUGGAAGACGGGCCGCCUCUUCACAGCAGAACCCUUUUUCGUCAAACUCAACUCCAGCGACAUCAAACCCAUUCUCUUCUAACAACACGAACACAACUUCUGCCUUUGGUGGCGGUGGUGGAGCUUCAACGGGGAGCGCUUUUGGCCAGACUGCGACCCUGGGGCAACGUGCGAAUCCCUUUGGCACGCCAGCUUUUGGUCAAACAUCGCAGCCAUCGCAGCCGACUUCAGCAUUCGGUCAACCAUCACAACCUGCGUCUGCCUUUGGUGGCGCGAGUAGCUCAGCACCGGCCUUUGGCCAGACGUCGCAACCUACAUCCGCCUUUGGACAACCCAGCGCGCUGGGAGGCGGCACAUCGGCUUUUGGCCAGGCCUCAGCCCUGGGACAGAAGCCCAAUCCCUUUGGCGCGCCUGCGUUCGGGCAGCCAGCACAACCGGCAGCGGGAGCGGGUGGCAGUGCCUUUGGUCAACCAUCUCAACUUGGCGGAGGCGGCAGCGCGUUUGGCCAAGCAAGUGCUCUCGGACAGAAGCCGAACCCUUUUGGAGGCGCGACGAGCGGUGCCAGCCCAUUUGCCAGCGCUGGAGGCGGCGGCGGCAACACACCCAGUCCAUUUGGUCAGGCUUCGCAGAACACUGCCAGUCCCAGCCCCUUUGGACAGCCCGCGCAAAAUACGACACAAAAUGCUAACCCUUUCGGGGCUCCAGCCCAGACGAACCCAAGUCCGUUUGGUCAGCCAGCACAGCCUGCGACAACAAGCGCGUUUGGGCAGCCGGCGCAGACUGCAUCUUCCAAUCCCUUCGGCCAGCCGUCUCAGGCGCAACCGGCGGCGAGCAACCCCUUUGGAGCGAAACCCGGUGCGCAGCCCAGCGCCUUCGGCCAGCCGGCAGCGACUGCUCAACCAACACAGCCCACGCAGCCUGCCAGCGGGUUCGGACAACCAGCUCAGCUCGGCCAGAAAACGAACCCUUUUGGACAGAACAAUGCGUCUCCGUUCAGCCAGCCGUCCGGUGGCCUCGGAGCGGGUGGAUCAGCGCCGAACCCAUUCGGAAGCCAGACCGCUGCACCGGCUGCACCCGCCGCGCAACAAGCGGCGGCGCCUGGGAGCGGACCGUACCCGCCGGGGAGCUCGAGACAACAUCCGCCCGUGUCGAGCUACAGCUCGAAGGAUAUGAACGGGCGGCUGUCCAGCUGGAAGGGCAAGCCCGUCACCUACCAGGGCAACUUGCCUGGCAUUCGAGCCUUCAACGGCGCGUGGACGAGGAUAUGGUUCCCGGAUGGUCCGCCAAACUACUACAAGGAUACUGAACUACCCGAUGAGUUAUAUGACGACAAGUCGAAGCAGCAGUGGCAGUCGUUUACGCAGACGGGCAAGUUUGAGGGUCUUAUGCCCGAGUUGCCUCCCAAGAGGGAAUUCUGUCUUUGGGAUCUGUAA
Messenger RNA from Colletotrichum fioriniae, 1812 nucleotides. RefSeq lists its product as uncharacterized. The record is from RefSeq and is a predicted model, not a curated record. Lineage: Eukaryota; Fungi; Ascomycota; Sordariomycetes; Glomerellales; Glomerellaceae. Gene Ontology annotation, cellular component: nucleus.